This is a messenger RNA of Patella vulgata (common limpet), 1456 nucleotides long. RefSeq lists its product as uncharacterized. The record is from RefSeq and is a predicted model, not a curated record. NCBI's taxonomy places the organism in Eukaryota, Metazoa, Mollusca, Gastropoda, Patellidae. Bases 36 to 1403 code for a protein of 455 amino acids. The transcript has 2 exons.
UAACCUGUAUUAUCUGUCUGAGGAUUUUGAAGAAUAUGAGUGCGUCACUUCAUGUCCAAACCAGAAAGGACUAUCUCAGACCAUCCAAAACGCUCCAGGAUCUAAAGGAGAAGCUAGGAGCGGUUUUUGUUGAUGCUAAACUCAUAGAAUGUCCACAAAACGCAUUUGAAUUAGCCAGACUUCAGAGGAGAAUAGAAGAUUUAGAAAAACAGAAAUAUCGACGUCUUGCUGAUGCCAACAGAGAACAGAGAAUUCUGUAUAAUUCUUUGUCCUCUAAAUGCGUAUCCGACAGUUCUGUGUCAACAUUUACCGACCCAGUGGUAUUAGAAAUUGUCGAUAAUAAAAUCCCUCCGCCAGGUUUCAGAUUCCAUUCAAACGGUAAUCCAAAGUCGCAGUUGCUCACCACAAAGACAGAAACAACUGGGAAUAUUUUGAAGAGUGGUGCUAACAUGCCUAAUCAAGAGUCAACGUCGGUUAUGACAUUCAAAUCAGGUACUGACCAUGUAUGUUCAACAAGCCCAACAAAAAAUUUACAAAAUGUUAAAGAUAGUUGUGACGCGUGUAGUUCUAACAGAUCCUCUCCUCGACCAGCUACACCUCACAACCAAGACGAAAACCCGCCAUCUUUAUCAGUUAUGAAACUGUCUUAUAACUCACUGGAUUACGAAUCGGAAAUAAAACAUCUCGAAAAAAUCAUUAAACAAUUGCAAAGGGACAUCGCAACAAAAAGAUCGUCAACGUCGAACUUAGAGAUUCCAAUUAAUGUCAAACAUAAUUAUCUCCGUGCCCAUUCAAGGGCAGAUGACAUUGAUGAUAAACAGAAGAUGAUGAUGUUUUACACACCAAAAGUUCGACAAAGAAACGAAUCUGCUGAACCCCAUCACGCCCAUCACUCCAAAUGUCUGGCCUGUCAGAUGAAAUUAAAACAUCCGGGUAGUGAAAUACAAUUUAAACGACGAACAGGACAACACGAUACAAAAACCAGGUGGAAGGCGCCCCCUAGAGGAACAUAUGUUUCAUCUCCCAGAAUACACACGUCUGCCCGGACUGCUUCAGCUCCUGAACUUAAGAGAUACAGUGCCAAUGCGCCUUCUGAGGUGAUAUUAAGAACGUACAAGAUAUCAGAAAUUCCGCCUAGAUCACAUAUGGACUCGAGAGAAGCUCACCUAUCACCAACAAAUAAAACCUUCCAAGGAUUUCAUUCUUAUCAUGGUUCCUCACUCCGACGAUUCUCUUCUCCUGCCCAACGAGAAUCCCAGAGACAGGCAUUCAAAUCAAGAGCAGAGUGUGAAUCAAAAGAUGUCGAUCUAAAGGUUGGAAGCUUCUUGAAGAAAUUAAAAGAUGAAAACGAUCGACAGAAACAAGCAGCCAAACAAAAAAGAUAUUAUUUUUUGAAAACUUAAUAUUAUAAAAUGAUAUACUUUAUAACAACCGAAUAAAAAACAUAAUAAUAGAG